UCUUUCUACGUUUCAUACAUCAUAUCCGUGCUGGUCUGCGCCCUGCCAUGCACUCUUCUGGAGCUGACAGUGGGCCAGUACACGGGCCUGGGGCCCAUUCGCAGCUGCAGGAGCGUCGCGCCGGUCUUCACAGGUCUGGGUAUCGCCAACGUCAUGACGUCAGCCUUCUGCUCCGUCUACUGGAACAUGACCCACGCCUGGCUCAUUUAUUACUUGUACAAUUCCUUCUUCACUCCACUGCCUUGGCUGACGUGCACCAACGCCUGGAAUACCCAUGAUUGUUUUUCCAUCAAAAACGACGAGGAAUGUCGUGCAAUAAACCAGACUUUCUUCUACGGCGGCUGUCAAACCAUGGAAACAUUUUGCGCCAGCAGAUUGGUGAAUGGUCAUCGCUUUGCAGCAGUCCCCGGAGAAACGAGGUCGUGUCAGAACCUGACGAGCUCGUCACUGGUGUCACUGAGCGUUUUGCGAGGCAACACCACUCAUCCCCCAGCGGAGCGGAGUCUGUUGCAGGAUGCGUUUGUCGACGGCACUGACGCGUCGCUGACGAGACUCGGGGACCUGUCGUUUCCGGUGCUCAUUUGCAAUUCCGUGGCCUGGGCAAUGACGUUUUUCUACAUUGUGCUGGUCAAGAAUGCGAGUAACAAGGCGUAUGUUGCGACCUGGUUGACAGCAACGACGAUGUUCAAGGCCCUGCUUAUGAGUGUUUUGGUCCUACGAGCUGUGACCCUGCCUAAUGCAGGUGCGGGUCUCGCCGUGUUCGGCACCGACUGGGUUCGCCACCUGAUGGACCCUAAUUUGUGGUUCGACAGCAUGACGCAUACGAUUUAUUGCUCCGGCGUCGGAUUCGGGGGCUUGUUCUCAUUAGCUACACGCAACGACUUCCAUCACGCCUUCGUCUGGGAUUCCAUCGGACUUUGUUUCAUGAACGCUGUCGUGUCGACGCUCAUGAGCCUGGCCUUCUACGCAUACGUCGGAGAGAUGUGGAAAAAUGCUGACGGCGCUGACGGGAAUACAAUUACUUCCGUGACGGUGAACAAAGUGAUCAAAUACGGGUUCGGCUUGAUUUUCUCCACCUACCCUGAAGCAAUGGCCGUCACACCCGUGCCGAAUUUGUGGUCCAUACUGCUCUUCUCCAUGCUGACUUUCAACACUCUCGAUUCAGAGAGCGGCAUGGUCAAGGUUGUCGUUCUGGCAGUGGAAGAAGCCUGGCCUGUUUGCGUCGGUCGCCGAUUCUGGGUCACGCUGUGCAUUUGCGUCUCGGGGUUCCUGCUGAGUCUGCCCCUGUGCUUCCAGGGCGGGAUCUACCUCAUCAUCCUCAUGAUUGACUUCUCGGCUGUCUCGCCGCUGCUCCUUGUUUGCCUGCUCAACGUCCUGGGCUUUAUCUUUGUCUACGGCCGAGAGAAAUUGCUUGGGCACUUUGAGGAGAUGGUCAAGCCGGGCGUCUGGGUCAAGAGGUAUCUCAAGAUCACUUGGCUGUAUAGUGUGCCGGUCAUCUUGUCGGUGAGCCACCCCCUGAUAUUUGAACGUCUGGCGCAGAUCUGCACAUUCGUCAGCUUCGUCUUUUUGGCACAACCCGCGGCCGUCAUUCUGAUGGACUCCCCGCUGACGACGAACGUGCUGGGCUGGAGCUACGUACUAGUCCACAUCCUUCCCAUCCCCUUUGCGGCGCUGGUGGAAAUUUGGCGCAGUUUCCGGAAAAACGAGGUCUAG
Notodromas monacha is the source of this 1713-nucleotide messenger RNA. The record is from the annotation of a GenBank genome assembly. NCBI's taxonomy places the organism in Eukaryota, Metazoa, Arthropoda, Ostracoda, Podocopida, Cyprididae.